This is a messenger RNA of Drosophila miranda, 2118 nucleotides long. RefSeq lists its product as uncharacterized. The transcript is spliced from 2 exons. Gene Ontology annotation, cellular component: nucleus. The coding region runs from base 288 to 1943 and encodes 551 amino acids. NCBI's taxonomy places the organism in Eukaryota, Metazoa, Arthropoda, Insecta, Diptera, Drosophilidae. The record is from RefSeq and is a predicted model, not a curated record. Gene Ontology annotation, molecular function: DNA-binding transcription factor activity, RNA polymerase II-specific; zinc ion binding; RNA polymerase II cis-regulatory region sequence-specific DNA binding.
UAAUGGAGCUUGAAUAAUUCGUCAGUAUAUUUACGGUAUGAGGUUCGACGGUACAUCAGUCCGCUGCUGCGCGAAUUGUGUUACAAACUAAAAUUGUUAUUAAAAAAUUAACAAACGAAUACCGCGAAAAAGUCCAGUGCCCAUUGAUAUAAAGUCGCGACUAAAGUGCGCGGAAACAAGAAGAAAAACAAGAAAACGUGCGAAAACCACCGCCGGUAGCCGCGCCAAAAAAUAAGAAAAAAAAACCGGGGUGCACCACAAAAAAAAGAAGAAAAACACGCGCAGUAAUGGAAGCAGACAUUGCGCCUGUGAUUGCCGCUAAUGGCACUGAAGAGAUUAGCCCCGGUGUAGAGGUGGCCCCCCCGGUGGUUUACCAGGAGCUGCAGCCACAUACCGACCAACAGCAGGACAAGUCGAUAGAAGCCACAGACGCCUCCGAAGUAGUGGGAGAGCUUAUGGAUUACAUAGGAGAGGGAGACGCCUCCACUCAUACAAUGGGAAAUGCAGCAGAGACGGAGGAAGUUGCAACAAUAACACCAGACGUUGCUAGGGCCGUGCAAAUAGGGGAAGCAGAAUUUUUGGACGAUGAGAUGGCCGAAGUGGAUGUGCAUAAGCUGAUUGAGGAGGUGGACAAUGCUAAUACAUCACCCGCAGAGCAGGGCAUAGAUGGGGGCGCAGACAAAGCCGAUGCUGCUGACAUCGGUGCGGAAGAAGAUAAUGCUGCAGAAAAAGACGAUGCAGCUGCUGCUGACGUCGGUGCUGAAGAAGAUGUCGCUGCCGUAGAGGAGACGGAUGUUACCGCUGAGGAAAAUUUUGAGUCUGCAUCGGCAUCGGAAGAGGAAGCUGAACUGAUCACCGGUGACGAGCCACCCAAAGAGCAGGUCGAUGGCACUGACCCUGUUCCCGCCGUCAGGGAGCGCAAGAAGGAGGAGGAAGUUGACGAGAAUCAGUGCCGCGGCUGCACCAGCAAGGAAGAUCUAGUCAGUCUCUUCAAAAAGACAGUUGACGCCACACCCGCCGACAUGCUGGUGGACCUCUGUCCCAACUUGUCCAUUGCCGUCAAGGACUUCAUGCCGCAGUUCAUUUGUACAACGUGCUUGAACAGUCUCACCAUUGCCAUACAGUUGCGGAAGCAGCUGGAAACCACAGAACGAGAUCUACGCAAGCGCCUGUCGCGCAGCAAGAACAAGGUGCGUCGUCCCCGAGGGUAUGUGGUCAUUGAUGCCCCCGUUUCCGACUCAGCCAGCGACGAUGAUGAGGACGACGAUGUGGAGUUCAAGGUGUCGGACGUGGCAGGUUCCACUAGUGCGGAGAGCGACUCACCCGAGUCGGACAUCAGCGAGAAACGCAAACGUUCGAUGGGUCGCGGUCGUGGACGCAAGAAGGCCACUAAGCGCGGCAGCGAGGACAACGAUGACGAAUCGGUCAGCGCCUCAAAGAAGAAGGCACUUGGCUCCCCCUCGAUGACCGGUCCCUUUGAGUGCAAUCAAUGCGACCUGACCUUCUCGCGCAAACAGUCUUACGUUCUGCACCGCAAGUCCCACGACCCACGCAGUGUUUUCACCUGCGAGAUUUGCGAAAAGACGUUCAAAGUGCAAUGGGCCUACAAGACCCACAUGGAACGUCACGCCCAGGAGCGUGCCCACUUCCGCUGUGAACUCUGUACGCAGGUCUUCAAGCUGCGGGCCGAACUUAAGCGCCAUAUGGCCGUGCGUCACGACGAGCAUGGCUUCAUCUACGAAUGCAAGCGAUGCCAGCGCACCUUUCUCACCCAGCAGCGCUUGCAACGCCAUCAGAGCACCAGCUGCCUGCGCCAUGGCGAGGAGCGGAGCAGCCACAACAACAAGCGCAGGUCCACGGAGGGCCAGCCACAAGGCAGGGACCUCUUCAAGUCGGUGGCCCCCCUCACCACCACCUACUGGAGCGACAGCUUCUCGGACUAAACUGUGUGCGGGCCCGGUGCUGGUGCCGGUGCCGGGCAGAGCUCGUGCUUGGAAAUUUGGGACAUGUGGAUUUCUGUUUCUAUGAAAAGAAUUUAAGUUUAUCUAGCUUUAAGAUGAAAUUAGUGCAAACAAAUACAUAUACAUAUGUGUGUAACGAAUGCGCAUUGAAGGUAAA